CAAUUGCCAUACCAGGCAGUCAUGCAAACAGUCAGGAUGCUCUCAAUGGUGCAGCUAUAGAACCUUUUGAGGAUCUGAAGACCCAUGCCAAAUCUUUUCAGUCUUCUGAGGGGGGAUAGGUUUUGUCGUGUCUGCUUCACGACUGUCGUGGUGUGCUUGGACCAUGUUAGUUUGUUGGUGAUGUGGACACCAAGGAACUUGAAGCUCUCAACCUGCUCCACUGCAGCCCUGUCGAUGAGAAUGGGGGCGUGCUCGGUCCUCUUUUUCCUGUAGUCCAUAAUCAUCUCCUUUGUCUUGAUCAUGUUGAGGGAGAGGUUGUUGUCCUGGCACCACACGGCCAGGUCUCUGACCUCCUCCCUAAAGGCUGUCUCGUUGUCAUUGAUCAGGCCUACCACUGUUGUGUCAUUGGCAAAUUGAAUGAUGGUUUUGGAGUCGAGCCUGGCCGUGCAGUCAUGAGUGAACAGGGAGUACAGGAGGGGACUGAGCACGCACCCCUGGGGGCUCCAGUGUUGAGGAUCAGCGUGGCAGAUGUGUUGCUACCUACCCUCACCACCUGGGGGCGGCCCGUCAGGAAGUCCAGGAUCCAGUUUCAGAGGGAGGUGUUUAGUCCCAGGGUCCUUAGCUUAUUGAUGAGCUUUGAGGGCACUAUGGUGUUGAACACUGAGCUGUAGUCAAUGAAUAGCAUUCUCACAUAGGUGUUCCUUUUGUCCAGGUGGGAAAGGGCAGUGUGGAGUCCAAUAGAGAUUGCAUCAUCUGUGGAUCUGUUGGGGCGGUAUGCAAAUUGGAGUUAUCUUAAUCAGCUACUACUGUUGUGUCGUCUGCAAACUUGAUGAUUGAGUAGGAGGCGUGCGUGGACACGCAGUCAUGGAUGAACAGGGAGUACAGGAGGGGGCUGAGCACGCACCCUUGUGGGGCCCCAGUGUUGAGGAUAAGCAUAGUGGAGGAGUGGUUUCCUACCUUCACCACCUGGGGGCGGUCUGUCAGGAAGUUCAGGACCCAAUUGCACAGGGUGGGGUUCAGACCCAGGGCUACGAGCUUAAUAAUGAGCUUGGAGGGUACUAUGGUGUUGAAGGCUGAGCUGUAGUCAUAGAACAGCAUUUUUAUUUAUUUAACCUUUAUUACAAUAUAGCAAUUAAACACUGGAGUGAUAGAUGUGCAGAAGAUGAAUGUGCAAGUAGAGAUACUGGGGUGCAAAGGAGCAAAAUAAAUAAAUACAGUAUGGGGAUGAGGUAGUUAGAUGGGCUAUGUACAGGUGCAGUGAUCUGUGCGCUGCUCUGACAGCUGGUGCUUAAAGUUAGUGAGGGAGAUAUGAGUCUCCAGCUUCAGUGAUUUUUGCAGUUCGUUCCAGUCAUUGGCAGCAGAGAACUGGAAGGAAAUUGGCUUUGGGGGUGAGGAAUUGGCUUUGGGGUUGACCAGUGAAAUAUAGCUGCUGGAGCGCGUGCUAUUAGUGGGUGCUGCUAUGGUGACCAGUGAGCUGAGAUAAGGCGGGGCUUUACCUAGCAAAGUCUUGUAGAUGACCUGGAGCCAGUCGGUUUGGCGACGAGUAUGAAGUGAGGGCCAGCCAACGAGAGCGUACAGGUUGCAGUGGUGGGUAGUAUAUGGGGCUUUUGUGACAAAACGGAUGGCACUGUGAUAGACUGCAUCCAAUUUGUUGAGUAGAGUGUUGGAGGCUAUUUUGUAAAUGACAUCACUGAAGUCGAGGAUCGGUAGGAUGGUCAGUUUUACGAGGGUAUGUUUGGCAGAGUGAGUGAAGGAUGCUUUGUUGCGAAAUAGGAAGCCGGUUCUAGAUGUAAUUUUGGAUUGGAGAUGCUUAAUGUCAGUCUGGAAGGAGAGUUUACAGUCUAACCAGACACCUGGGUAUUUGUAGUUGUCCACAUGUUCUAAGUCAGAACCGUCCAGAGUAGUGAUGCUGGACGGGCGGGCAGGGAUCGGUUGAAGAGCAUGCAUUUAGUUUUACUUGCAUUUAAGAGCAGUUGGAGGCAACGGAAGGAGAGUUGUAUGGCAUUGAAGCUCUUCUGGAGGUUAGUUAAGUGUCCAAAGAAGGGCCGUAAGUAUACAGAAUGGUGUCCUCUGCAUAGAGGUGGAUCAGAGAAUCACCAGGAGCCAGAGCGACAUCAUUGAUGUAUACAGAGAAGAGAGUCAGCCCGAAAAUUGAACCCUGUGGCACCCCCAUAGAGACUACCAGAGGUCCGGACAACAGGCCCUCUGAUUUGGCACACUGAACUAUCAGAGAAGUAGUUGGUGAACCAGGCGAGGCAGUCAUUUGAGAAACCAAGGCUGUUGAGUCCGCCGAUAAGAAUGUGGUGAUUGACAGUCGAAAGCCUUGGCCAGGUCGACGAAUACGGCUGCGCAGUAUUGUCUCUUAUCGAUGGCGGUUAUGAUGUCGUUUAGGACCUUGAGCGUGGCUGAGGUGCACCCAUGACCAGCUCUGACACAAGAUUGCAUAGCAGAGAAGGUACGGUGGGAUUCGAAAUGGUCGGUAAUCUUUGUUAACUUGGCUUUCGAAGACCUUAGAAAGGCAGGAUAGGAUAGAUAUGUCUGUAGCAGUUUGGGUCUAGUGUCUCUCCCUUUUGAAGAGGGGGAUGACUGCGACAGCUUUCCAAUCUUUGGCAAUCUCAGACGAUACGAGAGGUUGAACAGGCUAGUAAUAGGGGUCGCAACAAUUUCGGCGGAUAGUUUUAGAAAGAGAGGGUCCAGAUUGUCUAGCCUGGUUGAUUUGUAAGGGUCCAGAUUUUGCAGCUCUUUCAGAAUAUCUAUGUGGAUUUGAGUGAAGGAGAAAUGGGGGAGGCAUGGGCGAGUUGCUGUGGGGGGUGCAGGGCAGUUAAUUGAUUCUCAAUUAUCGUGGAUUUAUUGGUGGUGACAGUGUUUCCUAGCCUCAGUGCAGUGGGCAGCUGAGAGGAGGCGCUCUUAUUCUCCAUGGACUUUACAGUGUCCCAGAUCUUUUUUGAGUUUGUGCUACAGGAUGCAAAUUUCUGUUUGAAAAAGCUAGCCUUUGCUUUCCUAACUGCCUGUGUAUAUUGGUUCCUAACUUCCCUGAAAAGUUGCAUAUGACAGGGGCUAUUCGAUGCUAAUGCAGUACGCCACAGGAUGUUUUUGUGCUGGUCAAGGGCAGUCAGGUCUGGAGUGAACCAAGGGCUAUAUCUGUUCCUGGUUCCAUUUUUUUUGAAUGGGGCAUGCUUAUUUAAGGUGAUGAAGGCACUUUUAAAGAAUAACCAGGCAUCCUCUACUGACGGGAUGAGGUCAAUAUCCUUCCAGGAUACCCGGGCCAGGUCGUUUAGAAAUGCCUGAUCGCUGAAGUGUUUUAGGGAGCGUUUGACAGUGAUGAGGGGUGGUCGUUUGACCGCAGACCCAUUUACGGAUGCAGGCAAUGAGGCAGUGAUCACUGAGAUCUUGGUUGAAGACAGCAGAGGUGUAUUUGGAGGGCAAGUUGGUUAGGAUGAUAUCUAUGAGGGUGUCCGUGUUUACGGAUUUGGGGUUGUUCCUGGUAGGUUCAUUGAACAUUUGUGUGAGAUUGAGGGCAUCAAGUUUAGAUUGUAGAAUGGCCGGGGUGUUAAGGAUGUCCCAGUUUAGGUCACCUAGCAGCAUGAGCUCUGAAGAUAGAUGGUGGGCAAUCAAUUCACAUAUGGUGUCCAGGGCACAGUUGGGGGCAGAGGGUGGUCUAUAGCAAGCGGUAACAGUGAGAGACUUGUUUCUGGAAAGGUGGAUUUUUAAAAGUAGAAGCACGAAUUGUUUGGGUACAGAGCUGGAUAGAAAGACAGAACUCUGCAGGCUAUCUCUGCAGUAGAUUGCAGCUCCACCCCCUUUGGCAGUUCUAUCUUGUCGGAAAAUGUUAUCGUUGGGAUAGAAAUUUCAGGGGUUUUGAUGGUCUUCCUAAGCCAGGAUUCAGACACGGCUAGGACAUCCCUGUUGGCAGAGUGUGCUAAAGCAGUGAAUAAAACAAACUUAGGGAGGAGGCUUCUAAUGUUAACAUGCAUGAAACCAAGGCUUUUAUGGUUACAGAAGUCAACAAAUGAGAGCACCUGGGGAAUGGGAGUGGAGCUAGGCACUACAGGGCCUGGAUUAACCUCUACAUCACCAGAGGAGGAGUAGGAUAAGGGUACGGCUAAAGGUUAUAAGAACUGGUCGUCUAGUACGUUCGGAACAGAGUAAAAGGAGCAGGUUUGAGGACGCGGCUAGGGAUACAGUCUGGGCCAACAGCCUUGCGAGGAUUAACACACUUAAAUGUCUUACUCACGGAGGAGAGCACAAAUUCAGGGGGUUGAAUACUUAUCUAAUCAAGAUAUAUUAGUGUUUUAUUAUUCAUCACUUAAAUGUUUUUUUCUCAUUUUGACAGUAUUUUGUGCAGAUCGUUGAAAAAAAGACAAAUCCAUGAUAAUCCCAUUUUGUAACACAACAUUUUGAAAAAGUGAAGGGGUGUGAAUACUUUCUGAAGGCACUGUACAUGUCAGUGAUUUUAGAAUAGGGCUUUGCUUGAGAAAUUUGGGCUGAGAUGAUAGGGGAAGAAUAUAGACGUUUUAUACUAUACUUGCCUGCAGGGCAGAAAAUCCUAAAUGUUUUUAAAUGUAUAUUUGUCAACUGUCCAGAGGCCUCUGACCUAUCUCCCCCUAUGCAAAUAAAGUAUGGGGGGAAGGUUAUUUGACACUCAAAAUGUAUCUACCGUCACGUGAGAACAAGUAACGUGACAUAAAGCCAGCGAACGGGAAAUGCUCUCAGUACUUCCCAAAUAAUUUCACCAAAAACAGGGAGGGGUGUAAUCAUUUGUUUCAACCUUAGCAAACGGAAAAAGUUUAGCAAUGAAAACGUGAGUUUCUAUUGGACACAUUCUGAUAAAUCCCGCCCCAUUUGAUUCUGUUUAAGAAACGUUUUGCAACAGAAUUGGCGAAAUUAAUACGCUCCAGUACGGUAUGUUUAGAAACUUUGUGACUUCCCGGUGAAAACAGAUUUGUUUGACGCUGUUUGUUGUUCUGGUCUAUCACCUUGAGCCAACUCUCACAACCGGCCACCACAAAAGUUUUCGAUUGAGCUGGACAGAUUGAAGGAAACAGGCCUAUCUCUAGGUGGCGAUGGGUUCUAUGUUCCGCAGUCAGGAGGUGUGCCUGGUGCAGCUCUUCCUCCAGUCUGGUUCAGCCUACAACUGUGUCAGUGAACUGGGAGAACUGGGCCUGGUCGAGUUCAGAGAUUUGAACCCCAAUGUCAACUCCUUCCAGAGGAAGUUUGUGGGGGAGGUGAGACGAUGUGAGGAACUGGAGAAAACUUUCUCGUUCCUGGAGCAGGAGAUCAAUCGGUCUCUGUGGCCCCCCCUCCAUGGCCCCCUCCCUUCCCCCUGCCCGACACCCUCGGCCCCCCAGCCCAGAGACCUACUCACCAUUGAGGAAGAGAGUGAGAGGCUGGCCAGGGAGCUCAAAGAGGUGUCCAGGAACAGAGACAGUCUCAGAGCCCAGAUGACCCAGCUCAGCCAAUACAAAGGGGUUCUCACCCAGACCCACUCCCUCACCUCCUCACAGGGUUCGCCGCCUCCACUGGAAACAGUAGGCAUAUUGGAGCCUAACCGACAGGACGUCCACCUCAGUUUUGUGGCCGGUGUGGUCCACCCCUGGAAAGUCCCUUCGUUCGAGCGGUUGCUAUGGCGAGCGUGCCGUGGUUACAUCAUCGUGGACUUCAGAGAGAUGGAGGAGCAACUAGAGCUUCCUGUCACGGGGGAGAUGCAGUGGACGGUGUUCCUCAUAUCCUACUGGGGAGAUCAGAUCGGACAGAAGGUCAAGAAGAUCUGUGAUUGCUUCCACACACAGACGUUUGUGUACCCCGACAGCCCCACGGAGAGAGAGGAGAUUCUCCAGGGACUGCAGGGCAGAAUUGAAGACAUCAAAUCUGUCCUGUCCCAGACAGAGCACUACCUCCAGCAGCUGUUGGUGCGUGCUGUAGCCGUGCUGCCCCAGUGGAAGGUGCGGGUCCAGAAGUCUAAGGCUGUCCAGGCUGUGCUGAACCUCUGCAGCCCCUCCGUCACCGACAAGUGUCUGAUCGCUGAGGCCUGGUGUCCCGUCAGCAAGCUGCCUGAACUACAGAGUGCCCUGAGAGAAGGAGGGAGGAAGAGUGGCAGUGGGAUGGACUCGUUCUAUAACCGCCUCCCAUGCUCCACCCCUCCUCCCACCCUGUUCCCUACCAACUCCUUCACGGCCGGCUUCCAGAGCAUCGUAGAGGCUUAUGGAGUGGCCAGUUACCGUGAGGUUAACCCAGCCGUGUACACCAUCAUCACAUUCCCCUUCCUCUUUGCGGUGAUGUUUGGGGACGUGGGUCACGGCCUGCUGAUGUUCCUGGCUGCCCUCUGGAUGGUCCUGGAGGAGAAGGACCCCAAACUCAGGAACAACACCAAUGAGAUCUGGAGGAUGAUGUUUGGAGGACGCUAUCUGAUCCUGUUGAUGGGACUGUUCUCUGUCUACACUGGGGCCAUCUACAAUGAGUGUUUCAGCAGAGGACUCAGCCCCUUCAGCUCCGGCUGGCACGUACGACCCAUGUUCGAUAGCGGAGAGUGGAGUACAACAACUCUUAAAGAGAACAACUUCCUGUCCCUGGACCCUAACAUCACUGGGGUUUUUACAGGACCCUAUCCUUUUGGCAUCGACCCGAUCUGGGGUCUGUCCAACAACCACCUGACGUUCCUCAACUCCUACAAGAUGAAGAUGUCCGUCAUCAUCGGGGUGAUCCACAUGACCUUCGGAGUCUGUCUGUCCUUCUUCAACUACAAACACUUUAACCAGUUGAGCAGUGUAUUCCUGGUACUGAUCCCAGAGCUGUUCUUCAUGCUGUGUCUGUUUGGUUACCUGGUCUUCAUGGUCAUCUUCAAGUGGCUGGCCUUUGACACGGCCCACUCUAACUCCACCCCCAGCAUCCUCAUCCACUUCAUAGACAUGUUCCUAUUCACAGUGAACAAGGAAAACCCGCCCCUCUACAAAGGACAGAUUGUGGUGCAGAAGGUCCUUGUGGUGCUGGCGCUGUGUUCUGUUCCAGUCCUACUGCUGGGGAAACCCAUCCAUCAAUACAUCACCCACAAGAGGAACCACUGGCACAUGGCAGGAGAGAGCCGCCCCCUGUUAGAUGAGAACAAUUCCAUCAACGCUCAUCAGGGAGAGGUGGAGACGGGGAGUCACAGAGAGGAGGAGUUUGAUGCUGCUGAUGUGUUCAUGCACCAGGCCAUCCACACCAUAGAGUACUGUCUAGGCUGCAUCUCCAACACAGCCUCUUACCUACGACUGUGGGCCCUGAGUCUUGCACAUGCACAGCUGUCAGAGGUGCUCUGGGUGAUGGUGAUGCGUAUCGCCCUAAACGGGCAAGGCUACGUGGGAUCUGUGGUCCUGUUUGUAGUCUUUUCCUUCUUUGCUGUGCUGACAGUCUCCAUCCUCCUGGUCAUGGAGGGCCUGUCUGCCUUCCUGCAUGCCUUGCGUUUGCACUGGGUGGAGUUCCAGAAUAAGUUCUACAGCGGAACAGGCUACAAGCUGAACCCUUUCGCCUUCUCUUCCCUAAUCCACGCCUCGUCCGCUAUGUGAUCAAUUUAUUGACCGUUUUAAAUAUGUUUGAAUAAUUAACAACCAUUUGGCAAUCAGUCACUUGCUCUGCACCUAUCGCUCCCCCGCACAUUGAGAAUGAUUGCUCUCUUUUUUAUUGAAAGCUUGGUGUUUUGAAGAACUUGUUCAAUGUCCAAGAAUGCAUUGAGGACUUUGCACUGUGUUAUUGAUUAUGUGCCCAUUUCAGCAUGCAUGUUGUGUGAUCAGAAUAUCUGUUGUUACUUCUAUGGACUGACCAUGUGUUGCUUCCAGUAAUGUACAUUUUAGAUAAUAAAUGUUUUUUAUCAUUCACAUCCUCUUAGUUUAUCAUUCUAAGCAUGAUUUGAAAACUGUUGUAAUAUCUUCAUAGUGUUGUUUGGUUGAAUAACUCAGGAAAUGGUUGGUAUUGACUUUCACACAUGAUGAAAGUGAUCUCAAAGUCUGUAAAGAUAAAGGACACCAGUUGUCUUAACACAUCUGGUCUGAAAGACAAAGUAGACAUGAUGGCUGUGCUGCUUUUGUUAUUGGUAAUGUGAGCGACCCUUUAUGGUACUCAACACCUCCAGUUUCUUAUGUCGUAUUUGGACACGAUUAAUGAUUAUGGAAAGAACUUGUCAACCAUGUCAUUCACAUUAUGUCUGAUAUGAGCAGAGAACCAUCUGAAUGAAUAUCAACGUUUUUCCAAAGAUAAAGUUGAUUUGUGUGCCUUUGAGCCCAUCUAGUUUCCAUGUUUGUAAUCAGGCCUUAUCUGUUCAUUAGUCAUUGAGACUGAUCAUGGAACAUAUUCAAGCUUUUGAACAACUGUUAGUCUGCCGCAUUCUCUGUAUCCUGGUUCACAUCAUGCUGUCUUUGUUUUUACUAUCAGUGUGAUAAACUAUGGCUGAAAUGAAAUUAAAGCUGUUUUUUUUUUCUUUG
Molecule: messenger RNA, 8453 nt
Organism: Salvelinus fontinalis (brook trout)
Lineage: Eukaryota; Metazoa; Chordata; Actinopteri; Salmoniformes; Salmonidae
Product: V-type proton ATPase 116 kDa subunit a 3-like
Exons: 20
Coding region: 5064-7541 (825 amino acids)
Biological process (GO): vacuolar acidification; proton transmembrane transport
Cellular component (GO): vacuolar proton-transporting V-type ATPase complex; plasma membrane; vacuolar proton-transporting V-type ATPase, V0 domain
Molecular function (GO): ATPase binding; proton-transporting ATPase activity, rotational mechanism
Source: RefSeq, a predicted model, not a curated record